Lolium rigidum is the source of this 1455-nucleotide messenger RNA. RefSeq lists its product as uncharacterized. The transcript has 2 exons. The coding region runs from base 1 to 1209 and encodes 402 amino acids. NCBI's taxonomy places the organism in Eukaryota, Viridiplantae, Streptophyta, Magnoliopsida, Poales, Poaceae. The record is from RefSeq and is a predicted model, not a curated record.
AUGACGGCGGCGGCGCUUUCUUGCCCUCCUCCCCCUCCACCCUCUCUUCUCCCGCAUGUAACACCGGCCUACCAGCGCUUCGUCUCCAUCGCCGGGGAGCUACCUACCCACACAUCGACGUCGACGGCUGCGGCGGCCGCCCGCGUCUCUGCAGUGUUACUGACGAAGUGUCGGAUUCUUCAGUUAUCUGUCUUCCUAUCGACACCAUUGCCGAAGACAAAAGCAGGCUCAUCUAGGUGCCCAAGAUCGUCCAAAACGCAGUUGAAGACUGCUACCAGCAUGGAUGAGCUGAAUCUUCCCAAUUUGCCUGUUUGGAAGCUGACCAUUUCUGAUGACAAUCGUCCUGAUCUGGAGCAAAGUGUGAAAGCAAAGGAAGCAAGGGCUACUGCGGCGACACCUCAUUUUAUUAAAGCGAAGCAAGGCUCAUCGGAAGACGGUCUGUCUUUGCCUUUUAGCUUCUCAAUUCAGAAGAGCGGGAUAGCACUGCCUAGUCCAUGCCUGAAGACAGCAUUGCGAGGCAAACAACAUGUGUUCUCUCCAAUAUCAGAGGGCUCAAGCAAGGACGGUGUUCUCAGUGCUGGAGCAGCUGAGAGUGACAACAAGCCUUCUGCAGCCUCUGAUGACAUGUUGUCUGAUGAAAAGGAUCUGGCAUCAAGGUAUCCAGACAUGUAUGGGUUUAAUCUACCCGCUGGAGAUAUACGCCGAAGGAGAGAAGCUGAUGAGGCUCUUGACUGGUUUUUGUCACCCCUCAAGACCUGUGUGUUAAUGGAUCCCAGUCCAACAGAUGACAAGCCUAUUCCAGUUCAAGCAAAGGAUACUCCUUGGAAAGGUCUGGAAAGCAAUAAAAUGAAGGGGAGACAGGAACUUUCAGAUCACAAUUCCAUCCAAACUUCAGCGGUGCAUAGGAAGGUCUUGCUUGGUACUCCCCGGAAAGGCUUGGAAAGUAAUAACCUGAAGGGAAGCCUGGAUCUUCCAGAUGACAAUCCCAUCCAAACUCCAGCGGUGCAUAGCAAGGCCUUGCUUGGUACUCCCUGGAAAGGCUUGGAAAGCACUAACCUGAAGGGAAGGCAUGCUGGUGAAACCACACUCAAGAAGGAACUCUGGACCAGAUUUGAGGCGGUCUCGACCAACGAUCUGCACUUUGAUAAGUCAGUCUUUCAGAAGUCAGAUGGAAGGCGUUUCAUCGACAUGCUUGAGGAGGAAUCAUGAUUGCAGAGACUGGAACUGUGGUACUGGCCGUUGAUAUCCAAUCCUUUUGUCUAUAAUGGUACAUCUUGUAUGAGCGGCCAAAGCCAAACCUCAGUGAUCAAUGUAUCAGGAACGGGUUCCAAGUGUCACCAAGCCUUAUGUUCCAAAGUUGAGACUGGCCGUGCCUUUCUGCAGAAAUGCAUUUUGUAUUUAUUCUUCAUUUUCUGAUGUCAAAGUGCCACACUCCUGCCAGAUUUUUCAGUGAAC